AUGGGCAACUCAGCGCUGUCGCGGGAAUUCUCGGGUCGUCGCUUGUCGACGGAGGAGCGCGAGGCCAUGAAGCGCUUCGGUGAAGAAGAAAUUAGACUUCUACGCGAAACUUUCAAAGGUCUAGCUAACGGCAAAGACGGUAUUAGCGUGGACAAGGAGACUUUUCUCAAGUGUUUUCCUAUGCGUGGAUUGCUGGGCGAACGAUUGUUCGAGGUGAUCGACAAGGAUGGCUCCGGCUCCAUCCACUACAAUGAGUUUGUCUAUGGACUGGCCAUUCUUUUCAGAGGAUCAAGAAAGGAGAAGCUUAAAUUUAUCUUCGAUCUCUACGACCUCAGCGAGGCUGGAUCAAUAUCACGCCAUGAGCUCAUGACGAUGCUGCAUCAGUUCCCCGAGUCGGCGUUGGAUCUCAUCAAUCCGAAGACUGAGCAUGAAGAAACAAACAAUUCUUUAGAAGUAUCAACCCCGGUUAAUAUGAUGGAAGAGGUUGAGGCACUAGUGGACAUGGCAUUCCCAUCUCCGUCCACUCCCAGCACACGUCUAAGCUUUGAGCAGUUCUGUCACUGGUGUGAAAACACCCCCGGGGUUACUAACUUUCUAAUGAGCGUCCUACCUGUGGAAGAUCAUGUGCCGAGGGAUGGUAACUUAAGUCCCCGUGGUAGCAGUACAGCCCCUGUUGCACCAGUAGACGGGUCCACUUUACCCCCUGGAAGUCCCUGCCCUGGCGAGCUCGGGGACCUGCGUAAGAAACACAACUCGUUUGCCAACCUACACAUCAACCGAACUGCUGCGAAAGCGAAUGCUAUCCCCUCAGCGGAUCCAUCAAACCGUAAAGAGUUGGAAAAGACUCGCAAUCUACUGCAAGAAGCCAAGUGUUCCUGCAAUAUCGAGAGUGUGACUGUCAAAAUUCAAGUUGCGCUAGCUGAAGUGGAUCGCCUGCUCUCACUACCCGCAGGGACUUCAGGAGUUCUAAAGUCCGAAUCGAGAGGUGGCUCCUUCACGAGUUCUGGUGGAAGUCCAACGCCUUCACAAGCAUUAGACGAACUUCCAGGAGUGACGUUGAUCGAGGAUUCCUCCAGUGUCUCUGGAGACUUAUGGAAGCGAGGCUCGCGUCUACGAAAGAUGAUCAAGCGCCACUACGUGCUACAAGGCAACUUCCUAUACUACUACGCCUCUCCGGAUGAUACGGCACCUCGUGGGGUGGCAUUUUUGAGUGAUUGCUAUGUGGAGGUACAACCCGAAAAGAACGAGAUCGUGGAGAAAGGUGUGCACUACUAUGGAAUUGAUAUUGUACCGGAACCUGGUAGUUCACGUGAGAAGCGUACAGUAUUUGCUCGCUCACUUGACGCCCAGAAACGUUGGGCAGCAGCACUCCGAAAAGCUACUGACAAGAUUUCAAUUGAAGAAGUAUACAACGUCGGUGCGCAACUUGGUCGUGGACGAUUUUCCAAAGUUUGCGAAGCCACACACAAGCGUACAGGCGUCAAGUCGGCAGUGAAAAUCAUCGACAAGAGCAAGUUGCAGCCCACUGAAAAGGAACUUUUACGCACGGAGAUCGCCAUCUUGAAGCUCGUUCACCACCCGAACAUUAUCCGACUAUAUGAUGUAUACGAGGAUCGCCAAUACAUCUUCAUUGUCACGGAAUUAGUGUCAGGUGGAGAAUUGUUUAACCGGAUCGUCGGUCGUGCACGAUACACCGAGGCCGAAGCUCGUCUGGUCAUGCGUCCACUACUUGAAAGUGUCAGCUACUUGCACCGAUUGGGAAUUGUGCACCGAGACCUCAAGCCAGAAAAUAUUCUCUGUGGUGAGGCACUGACGGAUCUCAAAAUUGCGGAUUUCGGAUUGUCAAAACUUGUUCAUCCGGAGGAACUUAUGAAAAUGCCUUGUGGGACGCUUAACUAUGUGGCUCCAGAGGUGCUUGCACUUGUGGGUUAUGGCCGUGAAGCCGAUAUUUGGUCUCUUGGGGUCAUCAUGUAUCUACUGCUUCGAGGUGAACUUCCUUUCUAUGGGAAAGCGAAGAGUGAGGUCAUCCAGAAGACUUUGCAUGCUGAAGUCAAUCUAGAGACGGAUUCGGCUUGGAGAAGUGUGUCUCCAUCUGGAAAGUCCCUACUAAGAGGUUUACUUACGAAAGACCCAGCACAUCGACUUACGGCACAGGAUGCUUUACUACACGAGUGGUUCUUGGUCAAGUCUCCAAAGGCCCCGGUUAGUAUUACUACGGGUGGUAGUGUGGUAAAUGUAGCUUCACCGCCAAAAAACAGACAAUAG
Messenger RNA from Phytophthora nicotianae INRA-310, 2265 nucleotides. RefSeq names its product CAMK/CAMK1 protein kinase. Gene Ontology annotation, molecular function: calcium ion binding; ATP binding; protein kinase activity. Bases 1 to 2265 code for a protein of 754 amino acids. Gene Ontology annotation, biological process: protein phosphorylation. Lineage: Eukaryota; Oomycota; Peronosporomycetes; Peronosporales; Peronosporaceae. The record is from RefSeq and is a predicted model, not a curated record. The transcript is spliced from 7 exons.